CCCAUUGGCCCUUUGCCCGGCUUCUCCCCGCCCCUGCAGAGCGCUGAUUGACGCGGCGCCGCCCGCGGCGCUGUGAUUGGCCAGCGCGCUGUGUGGUGAGGGGUGAGGCGGUGAGGCGACCGUUGCGGCGGGGCAGAGCUCGGCAUCAUGGCGGAGGCUGCGUUCCAGAAGGCCGCCGAGGAGGUGAAGCAGCUCAAGUCGCAGCCUUCGGACCAGGAGAUGCUGGAUGUCUACAGCCACUACAAGCAGGCCACGGUGGGCGACGUCAACACGGAUCGCCCUGGUAUGCUUGACUUCAAAGGUAAAGCAAAGUGGGAUGCCUGGAAUGCAUUAAAAGGAAUGUCCAAAGAAGAUGCAAUGAAAGCAUACGUAGCAAAAGUGGAAGAGCUAAAGGGCAAAUACGGGAUCUGAGAAGUGGAAAUAGCAACUACUUGCACACCUGAAUCAUGCCUUAUUUCUAAUACUGUGGAAAACUGAUUUCUGAAGAUGAUUUUACAUGUGAAGUAUACUGUAGUUUGUUCUCAUAAUGCCUGUAGUUCAGGGGAGAUCAGUGUAUCUGCCUAAUGUACUGACGUGCUAAAAAUUCAUUUUGAGGACAAAAUAACCUGGAACUCAUUAAAGUGCAUUUGAUACUUUA
Anas platyrhynchos (mallard) is the source of this 637-nucleotide messenger RNA. RefSeq names its product diazepam binding inhibitor, acyl-CoA binding protein (gene DBI). NCBI's taxonomy places the organism in Eukaryota, Metazoa, Chordata, Aves, Anseriformes, Anatidae. Gene Ontology annotation, molecular function: fatty-acyl-CoA binding. The record is from RefSeq and is a predicted model, not a curated record. Gene Ontology annotation, biological process: fatty acid metabolic process.